AAUUCUUCCUCCCCUUACAUAACUUCUGUCAAUUUUGUGGGGUUCUAUGCAGGUUUUGAGAAACCGUACUCACGGGAAGGGAACCGGAUGUCCUACAGCGCCACCCCCUCAAUUUUUCGGUUCCGCCUCUCGUUUCACAGUCUUGCUAUCUACCGAGUAAUUCCCAUUUCCAACUAGAGACUACAGUACUCUGUCGCCUGUAUACUCACGUUGCAUACCCUCAUGUUUUCUUCGGUGGUGGACGGCGAUUUGUCCUAAGUUUUGCUGCACCUUUUCCACGUCGUGUUGCCUGUCUUCUGUCACUAGGAAAAAGACCGGAAGUCGUCGGACGGUGGGCUCAAGCAGCUCCACCUGACUGCCGUUGUCCAGCGUCUUCCGUGUUCUUGCCUUGUCUGUCUUUUGCGGAAGUGCGCUUUGUGAGUGGAUCGGGAAGUCUGACCGCCAGCUUACUAUGGGAGUAUAGGCGUGCCGGUGGAAGCGGAGAAUUUCUUGUUUUCUACUGUCAUGGGGCGGCAGCGAGACCAGCGCCGCCAAGGCGGCGGCAUGCCGGGGGGAUUCCCUGGAGGAUUCCCAGCUGGAUUUCCUGGAGGACUUCCAGGGGGAUUUCCUGGAGGACUUCCAGGGGGAUUUCCUGGAGGUUUAGACGCCGCUGCAUUAGGCGGAAUGCCCGCAGGUCUUCCAGAGGGUUUAUCCCCAGAGCUUCUAGCGCAGAUGCUCGGCGGCAUGCCAGGCGGUCCUAGUGUGGGCAUGGAUCAGCACUCGGAUGAAGCAGGAAUGAUGCAGAACGACGGGGUCGACCGGAGUCGGUGGCAAAUUGUUUAUCCUGCGUACAUCAAUAAAAAACGCACAGCGGCCAUGGGCAGGCGGGUUCAGCUGUCUAUCGCUGUGGAGGAUCCCAAGGUGGAUGAAAUGAAGAAGAUCUGCGACCACUUCAACAUUCCUGCCGCCAUCGAAUACGUGAAGAGGUACCCGCGAGACUGGCUGCUUUCGCACGGCCGACUUCGGUUCCAGUUGAAAGACGAGAACGAUCAGCUGCAUAACCAGGAGAUCCCCAACAAGAAGAUUCUGAUGCGGCGCAUGUGCGAACUUAUCCCCCAGUUGAAGAGCCGCAGUACACCAACGGGUCCUGUAGCGUCGGCGGCAUCCUCGACGAAAAAGAAAAAGAGGAAGUAA
Molecule: messenger RNA, 1173 nt
Organism: Toxoplasma gondii ME49
Lineage: Eukaryota; Apicomplexa; Conoidasida; Eucoccidiorida; Sarcocystidae
Product: SRP19 protein
Exons: 3
Coding region: 505-1173 (222 amino acids)
Biological process (GO): SRP-dependent cotranslational protein targeting to membrane; SRP-dependent cotranslational protein targeting to membrane, signal sequence recognition
Cellular component (GO): signal recognition particle, endoplasmic reticulum targeting
Molecular function (GO): 7S RNA binding
Source: RefSeq, a predicted model, not a curated record